Molecule: messenger RNA, 2993 nt
Organism: Achroia grisella
Lineage: Eukaryota; Metazoa; Arthropoda; Insecta; Lepidoptera; Pyralidae
Product: aminopeptidase N-like
Exons: 13
Coding region: 45-2597 (850 amino acids)
Biological process (GO): proteolysis; peptide catabolic process
Cellular component (GO): cytoplasm
Molecular function (GO): metalloaminopeptidase activity; zinc ion binding; peptide binding
Source: RefSeq, a predicted model, not a curated record
CGUACGGACGUAUCCGAACGUGCGAUUCGAAAUUUAAAAGCAAAAUGAUUUUUCGCGCGCUUUCCAUUCUUUUGUUAUUAUCAGUAGUAAAUGCGUAUUAUUUAAAUGAAGAGGAAUGUUUAAAUUAUACCGUGUAUCCAGUGCAAUAUGAACUAAAACUGUAUGUUAAUAAGGCACAUUAUGAUUGUCACAUUGUAAUAACGAUAAUAGCAACUGCUCCCGAUGUGAAUGUAAUCGAAUUAGAUGCAAACGAUUUAAUAAUCGACUUUAACUCUUUAAAAGUAUUAAAGGGAGAUGAAGAUAUUGUGAAUAAAUAUAGACCAUAUGAAUAUGAUAAAGUGCAUGAAAAAUUGUUUAUAUAUUUAAGGGAGCCAUUGAUACGAUAUUAUAAGGAGAAUGAACAAUAUUACAAUAUUAUAAUGACGUUUAGGAAGAAAUUUACAGAGGACUCCGAAGGUAUAUUUCUAGUGCCAUACACGGAUGCUUAUGGAAAAAUUAAAUACAUAGUGAACACAAGAUUGUCUCCCAAUAGGGCGAAAUAUUUCUUCCCCAGCUUCGCCAAUCCAAGAUUCGAAGCCGUGUUCAAAUUCAUUGUUCGUAUGAUGACCUCAUUAACAGUAGAGGAAUCUAUUAACAAAUCUUUGACGAUAUCAGAAGAGCAGAGAAAACAAGUUAUGCCCGAUCAAAGCAUCGUGACCUACUAUGUUCCUUCACCCCAAGUGAGAUUAAACGAAAUUGGCUUUCACAUUUCCGACUUUUCGAAUAUAAAAAAAAUAUCAAGAAACCACAAGGACACUCUGGUAGUGUGGGCACCGGCACACCAAUUGAACCACUAUCAAUGCGUACUCGAUUUUGGAGUGGAUGUGAUUAAUUUGAUCCACAAAUACGCAUCGGUGAAUCGUCCAUUAGUAAAUGGACCGAUCAAUAUAAUCGCAAUACCGUCGGACAGAAUCGACGGCUACGAAAUUGGAAGCUGGAAUCUUCUUACGAAUCGGGAAAGCCGAUUAGCUUGUAGAGAUGAAUACUCCAGUAUUAAGCAGAUAAAUCAAAUGAACUUUGAAUUAGCACAACAGCUAUGCAGGAUAUGGUUAGGGAAUCCUGGAGAAACUGAACGUACGCGAUGGAGAGAAGAAUGGUUUAAGGAAGGUGUAGCUACUUACUUGGCGUAUUAUUUUUUGGCACAGUAUAAUCACCAACAUAGACAUACAAUAUAUAGUCAAGAAUUGGCUAAGUAUGCACUCGAAAUGAAAAUCAAAGCCAUGGACUUAGAUUGGCCUCGGAGCACGCCUGCUCUAGCUACUUAUAACAACACUCUAGCAAUAGAAAUACCAUCGAGAUACAAGAAUCUGGUGACAAUGAAAACAGCCUCAAUACUAUGGAUGGUGGAAAAUUGGAUUGGAUCGGAGAAAUUUCAUCAGGCUUUAGUGAAAUAUAUCAAUUCAAAAAGGGGAAAAUUUAUAUCAUUGAAGGAUUUCAAUGAAAAAUUGGAUUUAGAAACAGUGGAAUGUGAACUUCAGUUUUUCAAUGGAUCCACAGCAUCAAGAGUUCUCUCCUCUUGGUUCCACCACUCAGGGUACCCCGUGGUAGACGUGCAAGUUUUAAGAGACAGCUCAGGUGAUAGAGUGCAAUUGAAUCAGAGAUAUUUUAGCUUCACUGACAGACGUCGUGAGUCAGAUUUUCUGAUUCCUAUCUCUUACACGGUACAACACAAUCAGAACUGUUAUAACUGCUAUCAACCACGAUUCACUAUUGGCCGGCAGACCUACAGUUUCCGAGAGAACUUGCUUGGUGGAUGGAUAAUACUUAAUAGGAAUUCUUCAGGAUACUAUCGAGUGAAUUACGAUGAAUUUACGUGGAAACUUAUUGCAAAGACUUUGAACGAGGAUCAUACUUCCAUUGACGAACUCACUAGAGCACAGUUAGUCAACGAUGCUUUUGCUUUGUACGUAUCAGGGGAUAUAAGUCAAGAAUUGGCUAUGGAAAUCCUCGACUAUCUGCAUAAAGAACGCAGCCCUACUGUGUGGCAAUCUGUGAUAGCAGGAUUUGAUCUGUUGAAGACCGAAAACUCGAGAUGUAAUAUGACUAAAAUGUUGUAUGAAGAGUGGAAGGAGUUUCUGCGAAAAAAAAUAGCACCAAUAUACAGCAUAAUGUCAGAUAACAUAGAACAAGAUGGCAACAGUCGUUUGUUCCGUAGCAACGUGGUAACGAUGGCGUGCGGGAUACAGUACGAGCCGUGCCGACAGCGUCUGCAAUAUACAUAUGAACAAUACAGGAGAAACGGAAUCAGAAUCGAUCCAGAUAUCCGUGAAGCCUGUUAUCGAAUGUUAAUUGAGAAUAACGGAUACUUUGGUGCUCAUCCCAUGACCGCUUUUGAGAAAGACGAUAAGGCCAUGGUGGAACAUAGAAUACACGAAGAGAAUAAGUUCUUCAUGAGGUUACCGAGAGGACAUCCGAGGCCAAUGCCAAUCCGAUCGACUACCAGUUCUACCACGUUACCUCCACCUAUUGUUGAGAAGCACACCGGAGCAUCAUCAUCAAUAUCACCUGCUUCAUUUACAACACUCACAGCUGUUUUAAUGAUAUUAAUGAUCAGAUAAAGUGCAUUAAUAGGUAUAGUAUUACAUUACUAAAUACUCGUUUUCAUAGUUACAUCAGUUCGUUCUAAAUUGUGUUUUUUUUAUAUCCAUAUUUGAGCGCGUUUGACCGCAAUCUCACAUAAUGUUAAGUGAAAAUGCGGUCUAAGCUGUUACACGCAAGCUCAGAUAGUGCCUUCCUCGUGACUUGAAAGACCCGAUGUUGUAAGAGGCAGGAGAGAUAGAGAGUUCUACUCUGAGAAUGGUUGGUUCGAGCAGCACGGAUGUCAACAGUGUAUGGAUGGAGCCACUCUCUACGUCUUGUUGUACGGUGAUGGAACGGUGUUGGACGAAUGAGAUUGUGGAAUUCUGAGCACAUUCACCUUUAGCAUAAGUAAAAGUGUAAUUAUACUAAAGGUU